CUAUAUCGGAGCAACUUCCGUUUAUGCCGGUAAAGAAGAAAGUCCCGUAAUAUUGGCGUAAAAUGAAGUUGUUUUAUCGAGGAAACUGUAAAACACUUAGCAUUGACAGUUACAAAAACUUGGAGAGUAGUAUCUUAUGUGUUUUUAUAUCAGAAAAUAUACGCUUGAAUCUUGAGUGUGAAUCCGUUGAGCAAGCUGAAUAUGCGAAGGGAAAUUAUGAUGAGCUGUUCAUAAUGAACUUCAUUGAAAGCCGAAUGAAGUGGUGGUUAUAGUCGUAGAUGACCUCCAAAGAACGUGAAGAGAAGGCGCAUUUGGCGUAAACAAACUUAGAAUUUGAAGAUUCCAGUGAGCUGCAAUCGUGUUAGGAUUAUACAGAAAUCUAGAGCACCGGCCAUGUCCUUCGGAAGUAGGCCGAAUUGCUGUAUUAUUUUAUGAUAAAAUCCAGAGAUGUAGCCGAAUGACGCUGCAGACGACAAGAAAACCUACUGGCUGUUGUGACGAUGUUGUGUUUGUAGACGUUUCAAAGAUGGAGUGGCCGCUGCACUUUUUUGUGUUGGCUGAUUUUAACCUUUGGAUUACGAUUUGUUUCAUCAUAUUUAACCCACUAGUCUGGAAUGUUGUUGCAAGAUGGGAGUACAGAAAUGGUGGAAUAAGGAAGGUCCUUGGUGGGAAGAAACGGGGCGUAAUCUUGAUGGCUAUCCUGAUUCUUUCUCUGGGCGUGUUAAGAGACUGGAUGUUCAAGUUGAUGCUUGACAGUCAGCCAAAAUGGCCAAGGUUGUAUGAGAACCGGAUACUAUGGUCUGGAUACGCCUCAAUGUGGAUAGGAACCACACUUGUAUUCUCUAGCUUUUACAGUCUGGGCUUCUAUGGAACAUUCCUGGGGGACUACUUUGGGAUUCUUCUGGAUGAGAGAGUUACCUCAUUUCCGUUUAAUAUUUUAGACAACCCCAUGUAUGUGGGGUCCACUCUAAAUUUCCUGGGUGCUGCUUUAGUAAAUGCUAGCCAAACAGGUAUCUUGGUGUCGAUGUUUGUGGCCAUUGCCUACAGAAUUACCUUAAUGUAUGAAGGCCCCUUCACAGAAUACAUCUAUAGUCGGAGAACAAAAGAACGGUGAUACCCCGACCCUGUCAAUGGAAGGAAAAUACAGCCUCACUAAGAUGUCAUUGACAUUUUGAAUUAUUUAUUUUCAUGAUCAGUACCUAGUUCCUAAUCGGAGUUGAUAUGUUUUAUGAGGUCCUACCUUUUACUGACAUCAAUGUUUGUUUUCCUCUUUUUUCAGCAUAGAACAAAUAUCAAAAUGGUUUAUUUUUCGAAGAAUAUUUGUCAACUUUCAGUGUUUAGCAGAUACUAAUGUUCGUGAUCAUUCCAUAGAUUUACUACAAUUGUUAUAUCUAUUGAAAAAUGUUAUGCCUUCACUUUUAUGAAUAUAAAUUUACUGUAAAAAAUGAAAGAUAUAUUGUUUUGUAAUGUUGAAUGAUGAUUAAAGGCAUUAUCAUGUAAAAAAAAACUUUCUGUAAGGACAAAGUGUAGUAUUUUUUGUUUGUUUUUGUUUGAUGUUCUUGAUACAUGUAAAUGCUACAACUUCUAAACCUUGAGAAUGGGUUACAGUGAUUCCUAUUGAAAACAAACUAAAAAUUUAACUAAUGCAUACACUAAAUUACCUUCUGAUAUCAUACACAAGCUAUUAAGUCUGCAGGGACCAAUUUUCAAACAUGAUGGAGCAGGAAACGGGAGUAGUAGUAUUUCUGAGUGUCAUUCUGUUUGGAUUAAAAAUCAUUAAUGUAGUGGAAUGUUUUGGACUGUUUACCAUGGAAUUUAUCUUUUUGGGGAUAAUUUCUUCAUUUGUUAAGCGUGUAUAUGAAAAUGUUACUACAGGGAGAGAGCUGCUAUGGGUUAAAAUGCAUAAACUACUUAAGUGCAAAAACUUUUGCACUUCAUUGAAAAAAACUGGACAUAAUGGCAAAAAAUCACAUAAUGGCAACAACUUUUUAACUUAACGCAAAAAUACGUCUUUUGUCAUUAUGAAGUAAUCUUUUUACAUUAUGCAGCAAUAUUUCAAUGAAGUUCAAAUGAUGGCUUAUCAAGAUAAAUUAUUUCAAAUUUGCCAAAAAUUUAUGCAUGCCAACUCGAUUCAGCUUCAAACAGUACUAAUAUUCCAAUUGUUCAACAACCUAAUUUCUUGGCGAUACAUUUGAUUCAAAAUUAUCCUUUCAAUUUCAUACAAUCCAUUUUAAAAGAAUUCAUUUUUCAAGUAUUCUGAACGUUCUAUACAAUACAAACCGGGGAAACAAACCCCAACAUCUUGCUGCGUCUAUCGUCCUCUCGUUUAA
Messenger RNA from Mizuhopecten yessoensis (Yesso scallop), 2330 nucleotides. Its product is annotated as phosphatidylethanolamine N-methyltransferase-like. Gene Ontology annotation, molecular function: S-adenosylmethionine-dependent methyltransferase activity. Bases 458 to 1114 code for a protein of 218 amino acids. The record is from RefSeq and is a predicted model, not a curated record. Lineage: Eukaryota; Metazoa; Mollusca; Bivalvia; Pectinida; Pectinidae. The transcript is spliced from 7 exons. Gene Ontology annotation, biological process: phosphatidylcholine biosynthetic process.